Messenger RNA from Petromyzon marinus (sea lamprey), 2072 nucleotides. Lineage: Eukaryota; Metazoa; Chordata; Hyperoartia; Petromyzontiformes; Petromyzontidae. The record is from RefSeq and is a predicted model, not a curated record.
CUGUUUUAUUAUUAUUGGUUCUUUCAGUAAAGUCACGUAGAAGGGGACAAUAAAAUAAUACAAAGAAAGGUUAAAACGUAUUGUUAUAUCCCACGGGGGUGAUUGACCACCUGGUGAAUAUGCAGAAGCUGUAUUUGCAUGGAAACCAACUGUCUGCUUUACCCUCCGGGGUAUUUGACAAACUGACUCAACUAACUAUCUUGAGUCUGUACGACAACCAACUCUCGGCUCUGCCCGCCGGGGUGUUUGACCGCCUCAUAAAUCUGAAGGAGCUGUAUUUUUCUAAUAACCAGCUGACAUCUCUCCCCGCCGGGUGUUUUGACAAACUCACCAAGCUCAUGACUCUGAGUCUGCACAAACAGCAUCUGAAGAACGUCCCUGACAGCCUUUAUAUCGACAUCAUCGUGCAGCACUGUGGACAAUUAAACAGUGAUGCUAGGAACAUGGACACGUUCGCGUGUUUACAUUCACUGUGCUAUAGUCUUCAUAUAACAGCGGAGCGCGAGUGUCUAACCAUUGAGGAACUCGCGUCUCUCCCCGUCGGGGUGUUUGACCGUCUGGCUCAGCUGACAGGACUAGAUUUAAGCCACAACCAGUUCACAGCUCUCCCCGCUCAGGUGUUUGACCGCCUGGUGAAUCUGCAGCUGUUGCAUUUAAACAACAACCAGCUGAAAAGUGUUCCCAGGGACAGGUUUGACAAACGGAGCCAGUACUACCAGCAACGGUCUCUGCUUGUUCGCUAAGCACUUAGGUAGAGAUGACACUCGGCACGAGUAGCGUUCAGGUUAUAAAGCUACCGCGUUAUUGACAUCCACAGUCAUCACCAUCGUCAUGGUGUAAUCUGCAGUGUCACUGAGCAUGAGUGAAUAAUAAAUGGUGAAUCGUGUGAAUUAUGAGAGCUGAUAUUGCCCAGCGACAAAGCAGAGCCCGUUUCUGGCAGUGCUAGCUCCGUUUGUCAAACGCACCCCUGGGAACGCUCGUCAACUGGUUGUUAUACAAAUGCAGAUGCUGCAGAUUCACCAGGCGGCUAAUCACCCAAGUGAAGGGAGAGGCAAGUUCCUCACUGCGCAUGAACCUCAGACACUCGCUAUCUGCUGGUCUACGAAGACUCUAGCAAAGUCAAUGUAAAGUCAACGACCACAAAGAGCACUGGUUACAUUUUAUUCACCGAUCCAGCUUGUCAGUGGAUUGGCAUUGUUAAAAAAAUAUACAAUUAAUUAUCCUCUUGUCUAUCCAUAUUUUACGACACUAUUGAACAACAAAUAAUGGUCUAACUUAGGUCAAAUAGACGAAGGUAAUGACGAAAUGAAGUACACGGCUCAAACUGGACUUCACUUCCACGAAGAUGUAGACAAUCGUUAAUAGCACUGCCUUAGAGUGAAAAUAUAUGAAAGCGACGUUGCAGGCACCUACAUUUACGUGCUAUGAAGAAUGGUCGUCGCCCGAAACGUCACCUGCUAUAUAGUUUCCCUUUAUGGUGGUGUGUGUUUUGUUGAGUUUAUUUUGCUAUCUGUGCUUGUGCACCACUGCCUGCCAGAGCAGUAUUCAGUAAUCUGUAAAGUUCCACAAGCUGCCAUCGACUCAACUUAGGCUGUCACCUCAGGAACACUUUCAGACGGAAUGAAUACCAACCCUGACCUGGCUGGUGAGUCUACGCGACCUUAACCUGGGUGAGUCCAAAUUAACGGAGCUGCCCAUAGGAGCAGAAAAGUUGCCUACACUGGCUGACUUACGUGUGGACCUAAACCAGUGGAAGAGCAUUAACGGGAGAACAGUGAGCUAUUUCAAUUGUGGAUUGUAUACAUAUGUCGUCAGCUACAUAAUGCACGAUUGUGGCCUUGUCCAUAAUAAUUGUCUCCACUCUCUUUUUUUGCGGAACUUGGACCCCCCUAAUAGAAAUGUGUGCCGGUUUGAAACUUUAACGAUGGCCUGUAAUGAUUACAAUAAUGCAAUUACUACUUUAGUAACUGGGGUGCUGCUGUAACGUAGUGGUCCACACACUGGACUUGCAAACCCAAGGUCGCCGGUGCAGUCUCUCGGUGCGGCAAUCAAAACCAUGGUGCACGUUUCUU